Monodelphis domestica (gray short-tailed opossum) is the source of this 3240-nucleotide messenger RNA. RefSeq names its product Josephin domain containing 1 (gene JOSD1). Gene Ontology annotation, biological process: protein deubiquitination. The record is from RefSeq and is a predicted model, not a curated record. Lineage: Eukaryota; Metazoa; Chordata; Mammalia; Didelphimorphia; Didelphidae. Gene Ontology annotation, molecular function: cysteine-type deubiquitinase activity.
CAAGGGGUGGGUCCCGACACCGCCAGAGCGUAGGAGAGAGAGUUUCCAGAGCACGCGCCGCCGAGCCAGGGCCGGUGACGUCGAGUACGAGAACGCGCACGCGCGCCCGGGGCUCGCUCCCUGCUCCUGCUCCUCCUCUCCCACUCCCCCCGACUGUGUUGAGGUCGGGGCCGGGUCCCGUGGCGGAGGGCCCUAGGAGGAGCCCCAAGGAGGGCAUCUUUUCCUCUCCUGGCCGCCUCUGCGGCACUGCCCUCUUCCACCUUGGCAUGUGUUGGGCAGCAUCCUGCAGCUCCCAAAGGGAUGGAGCCCUGCCCCCAAAGGCAAGGGUGCGGUCCCUGAGGCCUUGGACCACCACCUGCUAACCUGACCUUGCUCCCUUUCUCAUUCACUGAAGGAGAUGGAAGAAAAAGAGAGAUGUGAUCCAGCCCCCUUGGCUACCUUCAAUUGAAGUUCACUUGGAAUUCAAGGCAAGGAAGAGGAAGACAAUGGUCCUGGGUUCUGGACAUUUUUUUGGUAUCCAGCACUUUAGCUGUAGAGAUAAUGGCAAAAUAAACUGAGGCAUAGAGGUAUUUUUCUACUGCAUAUAGGGUUUGGGGGGGGUUUUGUUACUGCUGCUGUUUCCAGCCUCUUCUCCGAGGGAAAUCAUGGCCCUUAGAGACUGAGGUGAACCCACCAAUUCCCUGAAAGACCCAGGAGGCUACAUUCUUCCUUGGAGGGGAAGGGUAGGGAGCUUCAGAGGCAACCUCCUUCUAGAAGACAAAAACAUGAGUUGCAUGCCAUGGAGAGGUGACAAGACCAAAUCAGGAUCAUUAGAACUACCCCAGCCAGCGCCCCCCCAAAUCUACCAUGAGAAGCAGCGCCGUGAGCUGUGUGCCCUCCAUGCACUCAACAAUGUCUUCCAGGACAGCAACGCCUUCACCCGGGAAACACUACAGGAGAUUUUCCAGAGACUGUCUCCAAACACCAUGGUGACACCCCACAAGAAGAGCAUGCUGGGAAAUGGGAACUAUGAUGUGAAUGUCAUCAUGGCGGCCCUUCAGACCAAGGGCUAUGAAGCAGUUUGGUGGGACAAGCGAAGGGAUGUCAGUGUCAUUGCCCUCUCUAAUGUCAUGGGCUUCAUCAUGAAUCUCCCCUCUAGCCUCUGCUGGGGUCCAUUGAAGCUUCCACUCAAAAGGCAGCAUUGGAUCUGUGUCCGAGAGGUGGGGGGCACCUACUACAACCUUGACUCCAAGCUCAAGAUGCCCGAGUGGAUUGGAGGCGAGAGUGAGCUCAGGAAAUUUUUGAAACAUCAGCUCCGAGGGAAGAACUGUGAGCUGCUGCUGGUCGUCCCAGAAGAGGUGGAGGCCCACCAGACUUGGAGGGCAGAUGUGUAACCCAGCUCUGCCUUUCUUUCCCUCUUUAACUCCAAGCCUUCCCCUCCCCAAGAGCCUUCAUAGUGGUGUGGCCUGUUUGACCACAGCUCUCUUUUUCCUGCCCCCACAUCUUGUUGGGUUCAUUCUUCCCAGACUCGACAGUGCAAUAGGUCAGUUGAGGGGCAGUCACUUUUUCCUGGAGAAGGAAGGAAGUGAGGACACUGUCCACCUCCUCUUAGGCUCCUUUUCAGAGCAGAGGAGGAGAAAAGGUGACUUCUUCCUUAUAGAGGCCAUACUUUGGAUUUGACACAUACCCUUUGCUGGAGUUUACCACCUGCUGCCCCCUAUUUGGACAUGCUGCCUCCACUUUCCCUUUCCUGUAAUUAAUGGGUCUGAAGAUACUCAUAAAGCCCAGGCUGACUGACUUGGAGGGCCAAAAGCAUAGGGCCUCUCAGGAAAUCAUCUCCAUUACCCUCCUUAGCAAUGGUACGGCAUGAUGAAUGAUUCUAACCUUCAGCCCCAACUCACCUAAGAGUAUCUCUAAAAGGAAAGGGGCCCAUUGUGAGUGUUUUUCAAGAGGAAAAUUUCUUUUAAAUUGGGCAUUAGCUGAAUUGUGUCACAUUCAGGAGGGGCAAGGGUUGGGAAGCUACCCAUACACUAAGUGAGGGGAUGACCUGGCCUUGGGUGUCUAGUUCUAUGAAGUCCCCACCAUUUCACCACGGGAGGAAGUUGUAGGAGAAAAGGAAGAGAUGUCUCCAACUUUACCCCAAGGACCUCAACAGGAAGAGUUUGAGCUGAGAAUGUUCUUUUCUAAAGGAAUUCUAGUCAUUGAGGACAGGAAUAGCGCUAGCGGGACUGGGAGUGGAGGCAGCUUUUAAGAGCCAAAUCAGAUAGUGGGACCCCCAAAUCAUAUAGUGGGAAUGUUGUGGCAUGUGGCCUUUGACCAUCUGCUGACAGCCUUUUACAGGUGGCCACUUUUAUAAUUCUUGAAGAGAGGCAAUUAAUGACUUUAAGUUCCCCCGACCCUGGUUGGUUAUCUGAGCAGUUGUGGCUCCCUUAGAAAUGAAGGGAGAAGAGUGAAGGUGCUGACUGGUAAGGGUCAGAACUAGGACCAUAGGACAAGCCUGAACAGGCCAAGCUGGCCUGAGCCAUCAGUAGCUUUCUCCCACCUGUGACUGGAGCGCAUGUUUACACCAGCACUUCUGCACACUUACUUACAGUCCACCAAGGCCAUUUUUUUUAUGCUGAAUGAUGGCGGCCAGAAAGCGGUUCCUGCAUCAUCCCUUCCCAGCACUUGGCCGCAAUGUCUCCUGCGCCGUUUUUCACACUAGCUAGACCUGCUGCUUGGCCCCUUGGGGAGUUCUGUGACCCUGCACGAUGACAUUCCAUUCAUCACCACCAGCCAGAAGAUUCAGCCAACUUUGGUGGGCCUGUAGGAAGAGCUCCGUCCAUGACAGCAAGCCAUUUGCUGGGAAGGAACCUGCUAGAUCCAUGCAAAUGGCACAAGAGGCUUCAUGCACAUGGAGUCCACAAGCCAAUGGAAUAUGCAAAGACGCUUUAUAAACAUUUCAGGGCUGGUUUCUCUGUUCAUAUCCAAUUCUGGUGCUCAGGAACAGGGACCCACGCUGAUGCCCAAGGGCAUGGAGAUCCCUGUCCCUCCAAGGAAGGGGGUCUCCAGGCCCUAUUGCCCAUCAGUGGGCAACCCUAGGCUGUUUAUUUUUCUUGCUUCCCCUCCUCCCUUUUGUUGGCCUUGUGCUGGGUUUGUUUACAGAGGAUGUAUUUUGUUUAACCAAAUAUUAAAAAAAAAAAGGAAAACAAAUAAACCCCAUUACUCAUCUGUCUGCUUGAGUUCUGUAUGUAAAAGGAAAAAAAUAAACCCUUUUCUUUA